Messenger RNA from Dioscorea cayenensis subsp. rotundata (Guinea yam), 1079 nucleotides. RefSeq names its product F-box protein At5g07610-like. Bases 3 to 983 code for a protein of 326 amino acids. Gene Ontology annotation, molecular function: protein binding. NCBI's taxonomy places the organism in Eukaryota, Viridiplantae, Streptophyta, Magnoliopsida, Dioscoreales, Dioscoreaceae. The record is from RefSeq and is a predicted model, not a curated record. The transcript has a single exon.
AAAUGGAAACACUCAGUGCUGACAUUCUCAUAGAGAUACUCACUAAACUCCCUCCCAAAUCCUUGUUCAGAUUGAGCUCUGUCUCAAAACAAUGGCAGAGUUUGAUCUCUGACAAGUACCUGAAAAACAAGCUCCCUUUGAUGCUCUCUGGAGUUUAUCACUUGUCUCACAGUGCAAAAGCAAGUAGUACUGUUGACAAGCCAAGGUUUGCAUGUUUUUCUGAAAAUGGUUUUGAGGACAUGAGUCUUGGGUUUUUCCCAUUCAAUCACAUCUCAAGUAUCAUUGAUUGUUGUCAUGGUUUGCUGCUUUGUUACUCUUCAGUGAAUGAUUUGUAUUAUGUUUGUAAUCCAAUCUUGAAGACAUGGUUUCAACUGCCAAAGGUUGAAAAGAGAAGCAAGUUAACAAUUUUAGCUUUUGAUCCUUGUCAUUCAAUGCAAUACAAAGCUGUUUGUUUUACUGCAUGGAGAGCACAGGGUGCAGAGGUUGAGGUUUAUUCUUCAGAGACUGGAAUAUGGACAUCUUGUUUGCUGCAUUUCGGUGUUGACACCGAUAAAAUGUCGGCUACAAUUCGAUACUUUGAUGGUGUUCUUUAUGUUCUUGCACUUCCCCGGUCUGUCGUCGGUGUUAAUCUUGAGACGAUGAGUUGUCACCGUAUUGAAUUGCCGGAGAAGGUGAGGCUUGAUGGUUGUAUUGGUAAGUCUUGUGGACAGCUUCAUUACUGCAGUAAAAAUGGAAAACAGAUAAAUAUUUGGGUGAUGAUGGAUAGCAAUUGGAGGUUGAAACACAGCAUUAGUGUUCAAUCAGAGAUGGUUAAAUUUUCCGCUUUUCAUCCAGAGUUAGAGAUUGUUUAUCUAUGGAUGCCGGGAAAAAUCAUCUCUUAUGAUUUGGUGAACAAAAGGUUUGAUGAUGUUUGUGAAUUUGGUUCAGAGAUGAAGGAUGCUUAUCUUAUUCAGAUGUGGUUGUAUCCUUUCUUUACAUGGUAAUUCUUUGUUGCUUUGCUUCAAACUUCAUGCAUUUGAUGUAAAGGCAUCAAUUUGUUUGUUACUUUAAUGAGAAGUUUGCUUUAUAUGCUUUGUUUC